Kazachstania africana CBS 2517 is the source of this 2637-nucleotide messenger RNA. It is a transcript of the gene GPB1, whose product is annotated as Gpb1p. NCBI's taxonomy places the organism in Eukaryota, Fungi, Ascomycota, Saccharomycetes, Saccharomycetales, Saccharomycetaceae. The record is from RefSeq and is a predicted model, not a curated record. Bases 1 to 2637 code for a protein of 878 amino acids. Gene Ontology annotation, cellular component: cell cortex of cell tip. The transcript has a single exon. Gene Ontology annotation, molecular function: protein binding.
AUGAAUGAAUACACGCUAGGUUCAGUAUCUGAAAUGGUUAAUGCAAAUAGAAAAAUGAGCGAAACGGAUAUUUUACAAAUACCGAACCUUUCCAACAAUUACCAUAAUAUUUACGAACCCCUAGAUUAUCUCACAAAUUACAUUUCCGUAUUGAAUACGACGUACGAUAAAUAUAAUGGACCCAGACUGAGGCAGGAAAAUGAAUUGCAAUUGAUUAAAUAUUACGAGUCAAAGAAACCAACUAGUAUAAGCUCGCUGAGACAUAAUAGUAUUGUGAGUUCUACAGAUUCUACGGCAGUUCAAAGUGAAAAGUUCAGAAUGAAUAACUUGUUUGUUGAUAAGUUUUUAGCAUGUCGUGUCAAUAAAAUUGACUCUCAUCAAUUCGAAAGUUCAAGUGGUUCGUUUAGAUAUUCAAGGGCAAGAAGUCACAGACUCAAUUAUAUGGGGUAUGACGGUUCAAAAGACAGAAGGGAUGACACUCCAAUAGAUGCCAUUGAUAGUGAUUUAGAUGAUGAUAAUAUUGAUUGGACUGCAACACAUGAUAUAGACAAUUUUCUCGUCAGUGAACGGUCAGAUUUUGCAAAUUCCUUUUUCAAGUAUUAUAAGAAGUUAUUGACAGUUGAUAUCAAGGACCUUGGUAUUCUGGAAAAAUAUAAUCUUUGGAUUCCAACUAUAAGGAGGAAAUGUAAAAUUUUGCUAACUUAUGCCAAAGAGAAUGAUUUCGAAAAAAUGACAUGUCCUCUUUUUGUCAAAGGAAUUGACUACCUACCAAAAAGUUAUGACCCUUUUUCUGGAAGCUGUGUUGUACCUUCUUUGUUUUCAGAGUACAAAAUGCCUGCGUUGACUUACCAUUGUUCUUUUGAAUUCAAUAAGGAUAUAUAUGUGUUUGGUGGUUUAAUGGCUUCGAACAGGUAUGACGAUGAAGCUCCAAACUUGAGUAGAUUUCAUGUGGAUGGUAUUAAGAAUUUACCCCCUCCAUUAUUACCCAGUGUGGUCAAUAAUCCUAUAAUGAUUGAUAAUCCUCAUCUUUAUGUCAUUUCUGUCGGUUCUUCAAGAUUAUCAAGACCUGAGCUUUCUGGCCAAAUUCCUCCUCCAUUAUUGUGCGCAACUGCAUCAAAAUUAAGCGAUAGAUAUAUUUUAUUUUAUGGUGGUUUUGAGAUAAAAACUGAAACACAUUUUGAUAUAUCCGGGGAUUAUUAUUUAAAAAGAAGAGCCUUUCUUAAUAAUACAGUAUAUAUUCUCGAUACUGUAUCAUUCAGGUUUACAAAACUGGAAGUUAAUGCGCAACCAUAUCAAUUUGUUAAAUAUCCAAAUUUCGCCCCUAGAUUUGGUCAUAUGCAAAUCUCUGUGAAUAAUAUAGCAGAACUGCCCAGUGGAAGAAGCAGUGAAUGUAGUAGAAGUGAUGCCAGUAUAGACGCUAUUGGAAGUAGUUCGGAUAUUUGUUCGGAUAUUUCGCAGCAGGCAACUCCGGAAAUGGCUCAACCAAAAUCAAGAGCAGACUCUAGUUUGACAGGUGGUGGUAUCAACGUUAAAAUGGGCAAUUCAGCUUUUCCACACAGUACAUCGCUUUAUACUACGAUUAUUUUUGGCGGUUAUAGACAAACAGGCGAUGAUAAAUACGAGGCAAUGAACGAUAUGUGGAAGCUUGAUGUCAAAGUUGUCGCUAGAGGUAAGAAAGGUUAUUUAAAUUUUGCGGAUAGCGUGACGGCUACUAAGAUACCUAUUACAAAGGAUAAUAACGAGAACUGGCCAUCAAGUAGGGCUUUUUUUGCAUAUUCUGUGCCCGAAGCUAGUUUAACCCACGAAACUUCAUUGGAGACGAGACUUUUGGAAAGAUUAAAACUUCAUUUUGAAGAAUCACAGAAGGAAACUGAUAAAGACGUUAAAACGUCUCAAGAAAGCAAAAGUACAAUGCCGAUCUUCCCCAACAUACCACACAACAGGAAUGAAAAGGCAAAUGUUAUAGGCAGUCAUCCGAUGGUUAGACAAUAUUCUGUUAAUCAGCAUCAAUACACUGCUUCACCUAAGACAGAUAAAAACAACACAGAUUAUUUUGACCAAGACAAAUAUGACACUUCAAGAAAGAUAGUACUUCACGGCGGUUCAGAUGAUACCAAUGUAUAUGGCGAUAUGUGGUGGUUUGACUUAGAAACUUUUCAAUGGACCAAGGUUGCUACUUAUAUCAAACCAAAAGAUCAAGAUAGUAGCUUAGUUCCGAUCAAUAUCAAGAUAGUCGGGCACACGAUGAUGACUUCUGGCUGUAUGGCGGUUUGUGUUGGCGGGAUAACCCAAGCUGAAGUUAAUUUAGCCUAUGAUAACCCUUCAGAUGGGGAAGAGUCCCAUUAUAAUGACUAUAUGGGCGGUAGCUUGAUCAAUAUGUUUGAUCUAACUACGCAAUGUUUACAAGAUUGUUCUAUCGAAAUGCAGGCCGAGCAAUCAGGAAAAACACACAUUCAUAGAAGUGAUCCUGACUCCCGUGCUCACUUGAUAACAACAUUCGGAGGCACCGCCCUACAGUAUGAUGGUACGGUUAUUUUAGUAGGCGGCUUGGCAGCAGAAAGACAAUUUAUGGAGAAAUUCUAUCUACGAGGAGCACUUUUAGAAUUCAUUCUACCACCAAUGAGUUUAUCAGAGUGA